AUGAACGUCAAAGUCAUCACCAAUAAACGUGGUAGUAUUCUUGGCAAGAUUCCGAUCAAAAUGAGCGAAACACCCCACCAUGAGAACACUCGUGAUGCUGAGCCCAGAGCUAACAGGUAUAGAUCUUCUAUGUGGCCGGGUAAUCAGACUGGUCCAAGAAUACCAGAUGGUAGAACAACUCGAGCCCGGACUCGAGCAGCACAGAUAGAAGAUAACGAACAUCGCGAGAGGACCCAGCCAUCCCGACAACGAGCCAAUCUGAAUGAGGGCCUCAGGGAGAGCCGAGAAAAUGAUACCGGAAUACCUCGACAUAACGAAGGAGCUCCUCCAUCAUCGCGGGGGGAUUACUGGUUUCACGGUAGUUCGAUUAGAUCUUUAGUUAAGAGCUUCUUAGGGAUACAUUUACCAGAAGAAAUAGCUAGCAGGGGACGUAUCUCGUUCGCCGAGGGGGAAUCAUUUUUCCCGGAUCCUAUGGUUACCUUCCUAGUUGACCGGCCUAAAAAUCUUGUAUGUCAAAUUUGUCAAACGGUAAAACUCUCAAUAGGGCACUUGGCGCAAGCUCCGUGCGAGAAUACCCCAGCCAUCCUUCCGUGUGGUCACAUGGCUUGCCACAAUUGUCUAAGAGCUUGGGUUGAUUUGCAUCAAAGCUGUCCUUUCUGCCGACAUGAGAUGAAAUACGAAAAAUGCGGACAUACCCUCAGGCCUGCAUUGAUCGCGCAUGAUACUAUCACCACCUUACCGAAGACACUUUCUCGAGGCGGGAAGAUAGCCGAGACUUGCCGCGAAUGCCAGGAGAGAGAAAGUAAAGAAAAGGUACUCAUAUUGUGGAAUAUGGCUACUGAAGCAGUUAGAAGUAGCCGAGAAUUUCCUCCAGAUACCGAUCCUGAAUAUGCUAGCCAGGUGGCAGAAGUCACUCGUGGAUUUUUCGAAUGUGUCCCGCAGUAUGCAGCAAAUAUCGCUCGGGAACGGGACACUUGGUAA
This is a messenger RNA of Daldinia vernicosa, 981 nucleotides long. RefSeq lists its product as uncharacterized. Bases 1 to 981 code for a protein of 326 amino acids. NCBI's taxonomy places the organism in Eukaryota, Fungi, Ascomycota, Sordariomycetes, Xylariales, Hypoxylaceae. The transcript has a single exon. The record is from RefSeq and is a predicted model, not a curated record. Gene Ontology annotation, molecular function: metal ion binding.